Rhododendron vialii is the source of this 1584-nucleotide messenger RNA. Its product is annotated as mitogen-activated protein kinase kinase kinase 20-like. The transcript has a single exon. The record is from RefSeq and is a predicted model, not a curated record. Gene Ontology annotation, biological process: protein phosphorylation. NCBI's taxonomy places the organism in Eukaryota, Viridiplantae, Streptophyta, Magnoliopsida, Ericales, Ericaceae. Bases 229 to 1323 code for a protein of 364 amino acids. Gene Ontology annotation, molecular function: ATP binding; protein kinase activity.
CCAAAACCAUCCACACACACUGCACCAUCCCCCAUCCCCAUCGCCACCAAAUAAAUAAACCAAAAAAUCAAAUCCUAUAUAUAUAGCAAGAUCCCACAUGCCCAACUUAAUUCCAACUCUAUUUCCUCCUCUCUCUCUGUCUCUUCCAUACUUCUAGAGAGAGAGACACAGAACCAACCACAAAGGAAGAAACCCUAAAAAGAAAAAGAAAAAAAUUAGAUCCUCCCCAUGGCCAUGGAGUGGGUUCGUGGUGAAGCAGUCGGCCGUGGAAGCUUUGGGUCUGUAAAUCUAGCAAAACCCAGAAAACAGGGCACUCGGUUUCCUCAACUGAUGGCCGUGAAGUCAUGUGGGUCGUCACGCUCUGCUUCCCUCAUGAACGAGAAAUCCGUGUUGGAACAGCUUAGCGAUUGCCCGCAAAUCAUCCGGUGCUUCGGCGGCGAUUCCAGCUUCGAAAGCGGCGAGAAGCUGUUUAAUCUGCUGUUGGAGUACGCUUCGGGCGGCAGUUUGGCCGAGAGAGUCAAGAAUUCCGGUGACCGCCGGUUGCCGGAAUCCGAAGUCCAGCGAUACACUCGGUCGGUGUUGAGAGGGCUUUGUUACAUUCACAAGAAUGGAUUUGUUCACUGCGAUGUGAAGCUUCAGAACAUCCUCCUCUGUUCUGGCAAUCAAAACGACGUCGCGAAGAUAGCCGACUUCGGGCUUGCGAAGAGAGCCGGAGAGAGAGUCGGGUUCGAGAUGAGAGGGACGCCGCUGUACAUGGCGCCGGAGACCGUUUCCGCCGGCGAGAUUGAACCGCCGGCGGACGUUUGGGGGUUGGGGUGCUUGGUGGCGGAGAUGGUCACCGGAGCUCCGGCGUGGCGGUGCUCGCCGGAUGAUGACGUUUGCAAGCUAAUGAUGAGGAUUGGGGUGGGCGAUCAAAUUCCGGAUAUUCCGGGGAACAUGUCGGCCGAGGGGAAAGAUUUUCUGGAGAAGUGCUUUGUGAGGGACCCUGCGAUGAGAUGGACGGCUGAGAUGCUUUCGAACCAUCCGUUUGUGGUUGAUCAAGAUCAUGAUGAUGACGAUCACACUGUUCCAUUGGACGACAAGUGUGAGCCUUCCACUUCGGGAUCGCCUACGGGGCCGUUCGAUUUUCCCGGUUGGGAGUCGCCUUGUUCAAUUACUACUUCUUUGCCCUCACGCGAGUAUUCUUGGGAAACCGACGCGUGGUCGUCUUCAAGUGAAUCAAACUUGGCGUCGGCUUCGUCGCGGGCAGAGAGGCUGCGGCAGUUGGCGACGGAGGGGAGGCCAGAUUGGUCUGUUUCGGAGGGUUGGGUUGCAGUGAGGUAGUCGUUUAGAUUGGGAAUAUUCAGAAGAUUUUUUUGGGGGGCAGAUAUUAGUACAGUAUUUGACCAUGAGAUAUUAUUUGAUUCUUUUAGUUUAUUUUUUGUAAAUACUACUCCGUAGUGGUGAAAGAGGUUGGUUUAGAAUCUAGAGAGAUAGAGAGGAGGGUUCCAACUUGGAAGUGGGAGCCUGGAGAUUUUUACAACUUGGCUCGGCUCAGUUUGUAAAGUGAUUUUCUAAAGGGCAAUUGAAACCAUAUUUUAUUUA